Molecule: messenger RNA, 4017 nt
Organism: Plasmopara halstedii
Lineage: Eukaryota; Oomycota; Peronosporomycetes; Peronosporales; Peronosporaceae
Product: potassium sodium hyperpolarization-activated cyclic nucleotide-gated
Exons: 2
Coding region: 1-4017 (1338 amino acids)
Biological process (GO): regulation of membrane potential; potassium ion transmembrane transport
Cellular component (GO): membrane
Molecular function (GO): voltage-gated potassium channel activity
Source: RefSeq, a predicted model, not a curated record
AUGACACGCACAUUGAUCUAUCCUAUGCGUAAAAAGGUUCAAGAUAUUGCGACGGUGCAAUUACCUUCGUUGGCAAAUCAAUUGCCUACACAAUCUAGUCUUGAUGGCUCGCGCGCUAAUACUGCAUCAUGUGUAAGAGACACGCGUCUUUCAUCACAACGCUCUUCUGCUACCGAUUCACGCUCUCUUGAUCGAGCUGCUUCUGUGGUAAAUUUUGUUCAAGAUUGUGCACGUUCCAUCGCAAAAGGCCGACCACGCAAACGCAAGCUACAAAGAUCGACUUCAAAUUCUGCACUGUUCUCAGCGCCACGCCGAGGUCGCCGAAAUGGUCUCGUUCCAGUUGCACGUGCAGACAGGAUCACAUACAGUCGCUGGUUUAUCCAGCCUCGAGCCACUUGGAAAGUCCGAUGGGAUAUCUGGAUUGGAUUCAUCAUCGCGUAUAGUGUCAUCCUCAUUCCGUAUCGUAUCGGCUUUGGUAUUGAGCUUGCGGCUUGGGAGCAAUAUCUUAACUAUCUCUUCGAUAGCAGCUUUGCUGUAGACGUGAUAUUAAAUUUUUUCACUGGGUAUUUUGAAGAAGACAUUUUAGUGUUUGAGCUUCAGAAGGUUCGAAAGCGAUAUUUACGCAGUUGGUUUCUUUUUGACGUGGCAUCGACUAUACCUCUCGAGCAAUUUAUGGAAGUGAUGACCAUUGCAUCGUCUUCACUGCUUACACUUAAAUUGAUUCGCAUUUUUCGGCUAUUUCGGCUGCUGAAACUCAUGCGUUUGCUGCGAUUAAAGCGUACAAUGGAAGCCUUACAAGUUGACGCUCUUAAUGCACAUGUACUGCAAACCAUCAAGAGCUUGCUUAUGAUCAUUUUUAUCAUUCAUCUUGUCGCGUGCGGGUGGUAUAUGUUUUAUACGUGGGAUCCCACGGGUAAGAAUUGGGUUACGCACAGCGAACCAGAAGGCUUUGAACAUCCAUAUCUCGUGAGCUUUUAUUGGGUUUCAAAUACCAUGAUGUCUGUAGGGUACGGUGACAUCUACGGAGUUACGGACGGAGAACGGCUGUAUUCAAUAUUUGUGGCCUGUCUUGGCUCCAUAAGCGUUGGUAUGAUCAUUGCUAAUAUACAAAUGCUUACGGAGAACUAUAAUCCUCGUGGCAAUAUGCUGAAGCAAAAGCUACAAGAUGCAAAGGAGUUUUUAAUCAAACGGAGCAUUCCACGACGUCUUCGACAACGUGUGAUCUCGCAAUUUGAGUUUCACUGGAGCCGUCGCACCGUAUUUGAUGAAGGUUUCUUGUUGCAACAGUUCCCAAAGAAUCUUCAGUACGAAAUUCUCGCGGCCUCAAUGGAGUCGUUUGUCAAAAUAUUUUCUUUCUUUGGAAUGACGUCGGUUGAGUUUUUUGUGUUUGCAAUUCCCCGGCUUCGACCAAUUGUUCUGGGGCCAGGCCAAGUUCUUGUUGAUGCCGAAAGUGUGUGGGAAGAAUUAUAUUUUUUGACAUCAGGAAUUGUGGAAACCGUGCAGUCGAAUCUAGUUGUCGGUUCUUUGUCGCCCGGCGACAUUUGCGGCAUUGAGUAUCUCGUUAACGCUCGUAGACGUUACACUCACACCUUUCGCUCCGCCUUGAAGACAGAGGUGUAUGCAAUGUAUAGCAAUGAUUUGCUCGAAGCGAUUGGAAAGUGUCCAGUGGCUCACAAAUAUCUUGAAGAUCUCGCUGUCAUUGUCGGAGAGCGAUACGAAGAGUGUGCGAAACGUGGAAGGCGUGCACUCCAGCGAAAGCGCUCAGAGCGUACGAUUCGACGCGAAGCCUUUACUAGGGGAGGGCCGUAUCUGCACAAACGACGUCGCAAGUCAAAUUCAACGAUCAGUCUUCACACAGUGUCGUCCGAUCUUAUCAAUAGAAUGGACACGAGUGUUGCUGGUGAUGACAGAGUGACCCACUGGUCUGUAAUUCGGCACUAUGCUAAAGCGAGAAUUGCAUGGGAUAUUGUCAUGGGAAUUUUGGUCUCUAUUACGGCAAUUACAGUUCCUUUUCGAAUUGCUUUUAAUGUACAAGACGUGCUCGCGUUUUAUGCCACGGAUCGAAUUGCUGACGUGCUGUUUGUAAUAGAUGUCGUUCUUAGCUUUUGUACCACAUACGUCGAUGAUAUGGGAGUGGAAAUUGUCGAUCGCUAUGAAAUUCGUCGACAUUAUCUCAAAACUACUUUUUUUGUUGACGUAGCUUCCACAAUACCCUUUGACUUCAUUGUCGAGGCAGCUGCGACGGGCAAUAUUUUUGCAUCCCUACGUCUCAUUCGUACGCUCAAAUUGAUCAAACUGCUUCGACUCAUGCGGUUGUCCAAAUUGAUCAAAAGAAAUUCCCAAUGGAUGGCCGAGUUUGAUAUCAAUGUUGACACUGUCCGACUUUUGAAAUUAUUAGCCCCCGUGAUGAUCAUUGCUCAUUAUGUCGGAUGCUUUUGGUAUUAUAUAUCAGCAGACCGACCUGCUGAUGAUGCUUGGUGGGGAAUUGAAAAUUUACAUUUCGAAGAUCCAGAUUCGAUCUUAUCUAAGUAUAUCGCCAGUAUCUAUUGGGCAAUCACAACAAUGACAACUGUUGGAUUCGGAGACAUUUAUCCUGUCAACAACCUUGAAAAAGGCUUUUGCAUCUUGGUAUUAAUCGGCGGUACUACAUUGUUUGCUUAUGUAGUAGGUACUGUCAUCGAAGUGGCUAGCAACUCCAAGAGCUUGAUGAAUCGAGAGCAUAAGAUGGUCCAACGAGUAAAUGCUUACAUCAAAGAACGCGGGGUAUCGUCGGAAUUUGUUGCGGCUUGUCAAGAGCAUUUACGAUUUGUGGAUGCUGAGAAAACGUUUUUUGUCGAGAAUUCGCUCUUUGACGCUCUGAGCUAUUCACUGCGUAAUGAACUUGUCUUGCAUCUAAAUGGAGGCAUCGUGUCGAAGGUCCGUUUUUUCGACAAGAAACCAAAAUGGUUUCUUACGCUCAUCCUACCACGACUCGUACCACAAUUUUUCAUGGAAGGAGACAUUUUGAUCUAUCAGGAUAAUCCUGUCAGUGGUAUUUUCUUUAUCAUGAACGGUGCCGUAAUUGCAAAAACGCGUCAUUAUGUUCCAGUGCCACAAGCACAUGCGACGACACCAAGAGGCAAAAGCCAAUCGAUUAGUCCUAUCAUUGCGGAUCAUCACGGCUCAAUUGCUAAGAUAUAUGAAGGAGAAUUCUUUGGGUACAAAGAAGUGUUGACGGAAACCGCAGCACGGUACAACUUGUAUGCAAUGCGACCUACAGGAACGUACUUAUUACCGCGUGAAUGUCUCGAUGAAUUUGAGGCCAAAUAUCCGCGAGUUAUGGAUGAAAUUCGCUCACUGAUUAUCCAGUCGAUUGCACGACAGCAGAAAAUUGUACCUGGCUGGCACAAUAAUGACGCGAUCGGACUCACCACUUUGGAUCGAGAUAGAGUCGCUGAGAUCAAUAUAAGCCGCCGUGGGUGUGAUGACGAAAUCAUUCGAGCAAGUGUGAAUGGAGAAUACAUGCCUGCAAGAAGGCACUCGUCUUUUGCUAAACCAAUUGGAACUACCUUUGAGAACCCAACUAACGCUGCUGCUGCAGCAGCAUUCGCAGCUGGUGAAAUCAAGACGAGUCUUUGCCACAACAAUGACCAGGAACAAACAACUGUCGAGGUGAUGGAGCACAUGGCAGAUAUCAAACAACUGUCAAAUCCAUCAUCACUUUCAGAAGUUCAAAAUCCAAGAAAGUUUCCAAUCUCGCUACCAGAUCAUUCAAUACUUGGUGGGCCAGACAUCGUACUAUCUGAUGCUUUAGUAUCAGCCGAACGACCGGCUGUCUCGGCUUCAUUUGUGUACCCGUCAGACAUUAACAACACGAUUACGAGCUCUGCUGGAGAUUCAAAUGUAGUCAGUUAUAUUGACUACAGUCGAAAAAUCAAUAGAAGUCAGCGUCAGCUUUCAGAACGCUACUUGUCCACGCGCGAAGAUGAGGUUACUGAACUUGUUGAUGAUCUAUUAAGCAAAGAAGGAUUUAGGUGA